Messenger RNA from Cottoperca gobio, 2488 nucleotides. RefSeq names its product testis derived transcript (3 LIM domains) (gene tes). NCBI's taxonomy places the organism in Eukaryota, Metazoa, Chordata, Actinopteri, Perciformes, Bovichtidae. Bases 186 to 1919 code for a protein of 577 amino acids. The record is from RefSeq and is a predicted model, not a curated record. The transcript is spliced from 7 exons. Gene Ontology annotation, molecular function: zinc ion binding.
UUGUGUUUAUUGUUAACUUGACACCCGUGCGGAGCAGGACCUCCGAAGAACAAACGGAGCGUGAACCGGGCUCGGAUAAUUCCUCGGGUCCGUUUUCUUUCAGUUUUAGGUUUUGACAUUUGUUUUAGUUGCGGCUCAUCUGUUCGCUUCGUCUGGACCGAAUAAACUCCUGAACUGACGCAAACAUGGAGAUAGAGAAGGAAGUAAAGAAGAUGACCCUCGGGCACGAGUUUGGAGCUGGAGCGGCCUGUUUGAAAUGCAAGGACAAGUGCGAAGGCUUCGAGCUUCAUUUCUGGAGAAAGAUCUGCCGGAACUGUAAAUGUGGCCUCUCGGAGCACAACGUGCAGAUGAACUCGGAGGAGAACAAGAAGGUAGGCAAGCUGUUCGAGGACACCAAGUACACCGGCCUCAUCGCCAAGCUGAAGACGGACGGCAUCCCCAGCUACAAGGGCAACAUGGUGACCAUCACUCUGCCCAGCUCUGGUACCGCUUACGUCGUGCCGCCGAGUGCUUCGUCCACUGUGGUGCGCCCCUCUGCCACGGCCGGUUCUGUGCAGCCUGCCGGAGCCGCUGCAGGUUCGGCACCCGGCUCCGCUCCGGCUCCGGCUGCACCGGCCGGCCUCACGCCUGUCAAGGCUAACAAAGUGCUGCUCCCUCUCUCCGCCACGUCAGCCAAUUUGAUACCAGUCUCCAAAGAUGUGCCGAUGAAGUCUGUCACCUAUGAGUGGGCACCACCAGUAGCCAAUAAGUACCUGGCGGUGCGUUACAUUGAGCUGCUCCCACCAGAGAAACGUCCGGUGGCCGGUACAGAGGGAGCUGCUUACCGUAGGCAGCAGAUGGCCCGCCAGCUGCCGGAGCACGACCAGGACCCGUCCAUGUGCCACGAGCUGAGCCCCGCCGAGGUCAAGCAAAUGGAACAGUUCGUCCGCAAGUACAAGGAUGAGGCCCUGGGGGUCGGAGAUGUUAUACUGCCUGAAGAGAUGGCUCUGGUUCAAGCAGGAGGGCAGGGAGGAGCUAGUGUUGGGGCUGGAGGUGUACCUGGUGCUGGAGGGGCUGGCAUUGGACCUGGGGGAGCCAGGGUUGGCGCCGCUGCUGCUGCUGGUGGUGCUGCUGGUCCGGGGCUAGGGGCUGCAGGCGCUGGUGUCGGGCCUAUGGCGGGGACUGGAGUCGGUGUUGGCUCUGGACCUGGAGCAGGAGGUAGAGGAGCUGGAGCUGCUGGAGCACUUUCAGGGCCCGGCACCGGACAGUCUGCUGGCUUUGGACCCGCUGGAGGAGCCAUGGGUACUUCUGCCACUGCCGGCGCUAUAGGCGUCCCUGGAGCUCAGCCAGCCGGACUUCCACAACAGGCCUUUUCGUGCCAUCACUGCCAGCAGCCGAUGCGUGUGGGCGAGCCAGCUGUGUAUGCGGAGCGGGCCGGCUACGACAAGAUGUGGCACCCAGCGUGCUUCGUGUGUUGCACCUGCAGCGAACUGCUGGUGGACAUGAUCUACUUCUGGAAGAAAGGGAAGCUGUACUGUGGACGCCACUACGGAGACAGCGAGAAGCCGCGCUGCGGAGGCUGUGAUGAGUUGAUCUUCAGUAAUGAGUACACUCAGGCUGAGGGCCAGAACUGGCAUCUGAAGCACUUCUGCUGUUUUGACUGUGACUGCAUCCUCGCCGGAGAGACGUAUGUGAUGGAGAACGACAAGCCGGUGUGCCAGCCGUGCUACAUGAAGAGCUACGCUGUGAAAUGCGCAGCCUGCCAAACUCUGGUCGAGCCCGAGGCCCAGCGGGUUUCCUACGGCGACUUCCACUGGCACGCCGAGCCGCAGUGCUUCAAGUGCUCCGGCUGCUCCAAGUGCCUGAUCGGCCAGCGCUUCAUGGCCGUGCAGAACUGCCUCUUCUGCUCCGUGGAGUGCAAGAAGAAGAUCGUGGCUUAGCGGGCCCAAAGCAACUCCCUCCGUCUUCUCCACAACCGGGAGGAGGUUCGGCUCAGGCUAGAACCAGAGCGGGGACAACAAACAGUGGUGCAGCUGCGCCUGGGAAGAGAUGGACUGUGCUUGUGCAAUAACAGUGCGUGCGUUUGUAUUUGGGUGCUCUUAUCUUUCUGUCCAUGGAACAUCACAGUAUUGAUAAACUUCUACCUUCCAGUUUGUUAUCUGCCUUAAAAUCAUCGUCUUCUUUCAACAAGUACGUUUAUUUUGUUGCUUUUCUUGCACUGUGUGUUCUUACUGAUGAGAUUAAUUGUGUAUAGGUCAGAGGUUAAACCUGUGUCUUUAAAUGUAUUGGUGCUGUUCUACACAAACUACUGAUGCUCACUGUCCUCCUGUCCUGCAGCAAUAUGAUGAACAUUAUGAUAUACAGGUUUGGGGUGGCUUUGCUUCCAGUGCACUGUAUUGAAGAUCAAACUGAAAUAAAAUAAUAAUAAUAUUGACAAACUUGUAGUCUGCAGCAGAUUUGAAGUUUUUUGAGAAUGAGAUUUUGAAGUAAAUCACCCCAACUCUGAUAA